Molecule: messenger RNA, 2978 nt
Organism: Colias croceus (clouded yellow)
Lineage: Eukaryota; Metazoa; Arthropoda; Insecta; Lepidoptera; Pieridae
Gene: drn
Product: AN1-type zinc finger protein 6
Exons: 3
Coding region: 774-1535 (253 amino acids)
Molecular function (GO): DNA binding; zinc ion binding
Source: RefSeq, a predicted model, not a curated record
CAUCUAUGUUCAUCACACAAAUAUUUGCCCCGGGUGGGAAUCGAAACCACGACCAGUGACUUGGCAGGGCCACUACCAACCAAGCCAACCGGCCAGUCAAGUCAUUGUUCGGAAACAGUUUACAUAAUGAUUAGAUUUCGUGUUUUUUAUAGGGUCAUGAAUGUCUAAAUUUUGGAUCAAAGACUAGAUAUUUUGCCAAAAAAUAAACAUGCAAAAUGUGCAAGGUUGCAACCUCGAGCGCCAUCUCGCUAAAUAUUCAUUACCAGUCAGUCAUUUCGUAAUAUGUAAUACAUGUAGAUGUUAAUCAUUUCUCGUUAUACUUGAGAUUCUAUCUUAUAUUUCCGCCAUUUUGCGUAUAUAAAUUAUAUAUAAUAUGCAGAUGAAUUCAUUUUAUGCUACAUUGUAAAAAAAAGUUCAUAAAAUAAUUUCGACGCUUAGGAAUGGCUGAAUACAUGAAUAUGGCUGGUCGCAAAGAUUUAGAAAAUAGAAAUGCCAACAUGACGUCUUGAUUUACAUCACAAAAUUAAAAAAUAUUUUAUACACGUCUAUAUUUUUCAGAAUUUCUAACUUGAAAUAUUUUAAAAUGAAGCCAAUUCAGUUUUUUGAAACGUUUAUUUUACAAUAGUGAGCAAUAAUGCCGCUUUUGUAAUACAUACAUACCUGGUAAACCACGUUCUAUUAUCAAAUAUUUACGUAAACAUGUAACCUAGACUGGUGUAUUGAAUAUUUUUUCAGUCACAAUGUCAAAUAUGAAAAGCAUUUAAAUACCAAUAAUGGAAAAUGACCCCAAUAAAAAAGAGUCGAAGGGAAAGAGAAUAUUGAAGAAAGCGUUGCGAAGGAGCAGCAAAUCUAGCAAUAACAGCCAAAGCUCUGCCACUGACAGCGUCGCCGUGUCACGUUCCAAGAGUUUCGAGAAUAAACGAUUGUCCAUCGAAAUAAACGAAAGCACGCCACUGCCGACGCCCGACGGCACCAAAGAAACGGCGGAAUCGAAUAGCGCCAAUACGAAAACAAAAACUGAAAAUAAAACAAGGCCACCGACCAAGCUGUCUGUGAACCGCAAUGGGCCAUCCCGCGAGAGUAGACUAGAGAAAGUUGUCGAGAUACAGGAGGAUCGCAAUCUUGUGUAUCCGCCGCCGGAGAACACGAGCACUUCGAAAGAUAUUAAAUUGAGAACUUCGCCGCGACCAGUUAAAGACGAACCCAAUACAGAUAUAGAUGGUGACAAAAAGAGCCUGAAACGGAAAUUAGAAGAGGACAGUGCGGCUGGCACGAGCGGCGCGAGCACGGGCGCAUCAGACACUGACGCGGACGACAAGGAUCCUAGCAAGGACAAGAAGAAAAAGAACAGGUGCGCCGUGUGCCGCAAGAAGGUUGGACUUACAGGGUUCGAGUGCCGCUGCGGCGGGCUGUUCUGCGCCGUGCACCGGUACAGCGACAAGCACGACUGCUCGUUCGACUACCGGGAGCUCGGCGCGCAGGAGAUCCGCCGCAACAACCCCGUGGUGGUCUCGCAGAAGAUACACAAGAUAUGAGCCCCCCCGCCCCGCUCUGCUAACGGAUCGAGCCUCUGUCUCGCCUCUGACACGGGCCGGCACACGCUUGACCCAGCGGACCCCGUACUCGUGCCGGCCGAGACCCUGUACACUAGAGACGCAGACUCGAUCCCAUUAUUGUUAGAUUAAUUUGUCGCGAGUUUUGCUUUGGAGAUUGGGCAAUCGUCCGCCAUAAGUGAACCACGGGUUCUGAAGCACAAAUGUUUAAUAUUGUUUUCCUAUGACGUUGUCUUGACGCUUGAUAUUUCAAAUGGUCUAUUCAUGAUAAUAAUUUUAUUAAUGCAAUCUUUCGAGCGUUUAAAUUUUUCAACUCGACUACCCUUUGACUCGCCUUCACUGAUUUGCUUUAUAUGAACGAACUUAAAGAUUUCUAAAAUUCUAGAUGUAGACACGCAUUUGAAAUAUUUCUAUAUUAUAAUAUUAUAUUCAACGAGUAACUCUUCCAUACGACACCUUAGUUAUAAGUUGUUUAAUGUUUCACAUCGUAGUAUAGACUUCAUUUAUGGCCCGAUUGUCUCCACACGACUUGCUCAAUCUCGUCACUAUAAAAAGUUGUAGAUAAUGUUCAUUUCGGGUAGGAAUUUCAUGUUAAUUUUUCGAGAUAAUAAGUAGAGUUCGAUGAAUAUGUCCAUUCACCUCCAUUGUAAAUAUUAGAUGUAAUUAAUUAUAGAUACAAAUAAAUACUAUAUAUUAUUGUAAAAAAGUAAAACUCCAAAAAAAGCUGCAUUGUUCCGGCUCCGAGAGUGCUCGUUGCGCGAACGGGCCGACGGUGCCAGCUAGCGCGGGAGUCGCCCGCUUGUAAAUUGUACAGAAGUGACGCGCUCACUGACUCGUGUUCCGCGGAACACUCGGCACGUGCGACUCGGGGAUUUGAUGACGUUGCAAAUUGUUAGUACUUUACUUUCGGUUCGGGAAGCGCUCGCCCACUUCUCAGUGUGCGUGAGGCGUAGAGUUAGCGCGUUGUGUGUUGCGCGCGGAGCCCGCACGCUCGGGGCCGCGCUUCGUGUGUGAAAAUUUUAAAGUAAGCGUAUCGAUAGAUUAUACAUUUAUAAGUAGCGGACACUUUAUAUUAUUACACAUUAUAUAAGUAGGAAAGAAUUAUUUAGCUUUUUUUCAUUUUAAUCACAAUAUUAUUCAAAAUUGUAAGUUGUAUUAUGUAACUCGUUCAUUUUAGUGGUGAAGUUAAUACGAUAAUAGAUAUGUACCGCUUCGAUCGCUGUCCACGUUUACUAACACGAUCGGUUGGACUUAAUUAUUUGAUGACUUUUGUUGUAUAUUUUGUUAGGUCAUUGAUUAAUUUUGGUCUUUUUGCUUGAUAAAUAAUCAGAUAAAGAUGUUAGUUUAGUAAUGAAUGAUUUUUCUUCUAUCUUGCUGUUUUAAUUUAGUUAUUCUUCUAUUAAAGUCAUUAAAUUUCCAAGAACA